AUUUUUCUUAUUAAUUUCAUCCCUUUAUAUUUAUAUACCGCUUCGUGACUUGUUCGUCUUCUUCACGUUCAACCUACCUACCAUUACCAAGCCUUGACCGCUUGAGACAGUGAGAGUGAGAGAGACCCAGAAGAGUCUCUGGCCAUGGCGUCUUCAUUCUCAACUCAACUGCUUCAAUGUCAGACCCCACUUCCUCGUCUUCCUCAUAUUCAGGGUAAUUUUGGGCAAGACAUGUUCAAGGUUCGAAGGCCACAUAUGGUUUGUAGCGGAACUAGAUCACAGAUUGGUUACUGUAAAGCAUUAGCUUCAAGGUCACAUUAUGCUUUGAGGUUUUCUACCACUCAGCAACCUGAAGGAAGAUCAAUUAGAUAUCGGAGAAUGAAAUGCCUCAAUGCUGCGGAGAUUGUUCAGGAGCUGCAAGCUGAAGUGACAACCAAAUGUUUCUUUGAUAUAGAAGUUGGGGGUGAACCUGUGGGCAGGAUUGUUUUGGGCCUAUUUGGAGAGGUUGCUCCUAGAACAGUUGAAAAUUUCCGUGUUUUAUGCACAGGAGAGAAAGGAUAUGGUUACAAAGGAAGCUCCUUCCAUCGUAUCAUCCAAGAGUUCAUGAUUCAAGGAGGGGACUUUACUGAAGGAGAUGGAACUGGCGGAACUAGUAUCUAUGGUUCAAGUUUUGAAGAUGAGAGUUUUGCUUUGAAGCAUGUUGGUCCUGGAGUUUUGAGCAUGGCAAAUGCUGGUCCUAAUACCAAUGGUAGCCAGUUUUUUAUUUGCACAGUUAAGACUCCAUGGCUGGACAAUCGUCAUGUUGUGUUUGGACAUGUCAUUGAUGGAAUGGAUGUUGUGAGGACACUCGAAUCCCAAGAGACAAGCAGGUUAGAUAUCCCUCGGAAGCCUUGCAGAAUUGUUAACUGUGGAGAACUGCCUCAAGAUGAUUGAUCCUUAGGCUGAAGUACAUCACAUGAUCACAUUUUUCUGAUUUUCAGUACAAUUUCCAAUAUUUUGGUUGUCCCCUCUUAGUGUAUGUUCAGAAAUCCUUUUAGAGUUUAUUUUAAAGUCAAAACCAGUUUUGAGGAGCGUUUUAUGUGAGUAGCUUCUUAAUGUAAUUCUGAGGAAAAAUAAGUUGAUUAAAACAUUCUAUUAAUCAUGUUAAUGUUUCUGAAUAAUCAUUAGUGGCUGCUAAAUUGUUUCUUUCA
This is a messenger RNA of Lotus japonicus, 1190 nucleotides long. Its product is annotated as peptidyl-prolyl cis-trans isomerase, chloroplastic-like. NCBI's taxonomy places the organism in Eukaryota, Viridiplantae, Streptophyta, Magnoliopsida, Fabales, Fabaceae. The transcript is spliced from 7 exons. Gene Ontology annotation, molecular function: peptidyl-prolyl cis-trans isomerase activity. The record is from RefSeq and is a predicted model, not a curated record. Gene Ontology annotation, biological process: protein folding; protein peptidyl-prolyl isomerization. Bases 145 to 933 code for a protein of 262 amino acids.